AUGGGAAAGCCAAAGGAGAACGUGUUUCCAAGAGGAGGAAGUGAUCAACUGCAACAAAUGAUUCUGAUUGACCAAAGCGGGGCACGCCGGGCUGUGGUUCGCGGGGUCUGCGGCUGCGCAGAAGCCCUGCGAGCAGAGGGGGCGGAGGCGGCAGAGCGCAGAGAACACGCCUGGGUCCGCUUCUCGUGGAAGGCUCUGGACGUGUGGGAGCAGCGGAGCUGUCCUCGAUCAGUUUGUAUUUCUGAAAAUUUUUUUAAGAGUUAUGAAGUUGCAACUGCCCUAGAAAAUCGAAGCCAUAAGGUUCGGUAUUCAGAUUCAGUGGAAAAUGGAUCAAUUAUAUUUUCUCUUUCUGGAGUUGCAUUUUUAUUGAUGGAUGCUAAGAAAUGCUUUAUGUCUGCUGAAGAAACAUUUCUAGCCAAAAUUGAGAAGUUUAUUAACAUUCACCGAAAUAGUUUUUUGGUUCUGUCUGCUGCCCUGCAUGGGCCUGAGGAAUGGAAACUGAUGUUCAGGAUUCAGCAGAGAUUCCUGGGUAGUAACCUACGGAUACUUCCAGUACACAACACAAUAAAUGCUAUUAAUCUUAUGUGCACCAUAGCUAAGAUCACCUCCAAACCACACACAGAUAGCAUCUGCUACAGAAUGAUAACAACUAAAGCUUACAUCAUUGAGCAAAGUCCAGUUUGGAAAACACUUCAAAAGAUAAAACUGAGUAGUGAUACAUUUAACCCAAAUUAG
Balaenoptera acutorostrata (minke whale) is the source of this 735-nucleotide messenger RNA. RefSeq names its product chromosome 1 C1orf146 homolog (gene C1H1orf146). Bases 1 to 735 code for a protein of 244 amino acids. The record is from RefSeq and is a predicted model, not a curated record. Gene Ontology annotation, cellular component: chromosome. Lineage: Eukaryota; Metazoa; Chordata; Mammalia; Artiodactyla; Balaenopteridae. The transcript is spliced from 6 exons. Gene Ontology annotation, biological process: synaptonemal complex assembly; reciprocal meiotic recombination.